Molecule: messenger RNA, 1042 nt
Organism: Solanum dulcamara
Lineage: Eukaryota; Viridiplantae; Streptophyta; Magnoliopsida; Solanales; Solanaceae
Product: 50S ribosomal protein L13, chloroplastic-like
Exons: 4
Coding region: 95-799 (234 amino acids)
Biological process (GO): negative regulation of translation; translation
Cellular component (GO): cytosolic large ribosomal subunit; ribosome
Molecular function (GO): mRNA binding; structural constituent of ribosome
Source: RefSeq, a predicted model, not a curated record
UUGUCCUUUUUCCCCCUUAUCUACUUGGAGAGGGUCUUACCAUUUAGGACUGAGAGGCAAAGAGCCGAGGAGUAGAUAGCUAGAGAUAACAACAAUGGCUCUUCAAUACUCUUCUUCGUUAAUGUUCACUGCUCCUUCACCAAAAUCUCUCUCUUCUUCACCUAACAAAACCCCGUUUCUCGGUUUCUCCAUGGCAGCCCCUUCGUUUCAAUCAUUAGCCCUUUCCAGGAUCAAUCGGACAACCCAAAUUCGUAGCCAAGACAAAGCUGCUUAUAUUGCUCUUGACCAGCGAUGGAUGUUCGAAGAAUCUGAAAUCGAUGGCCCUGACAUUUGGAACGAGACAUGGUAUCCCAAGGCUGCUGACCAUGUGAACACUGACAAACCUUGGUAUAUCGUUGAUGCCACUGACAAAAUUCUUGGAAGAUUGGCAUCAACUAUAGCGAUACAUAUGAGAGGGAAGAAUCUGGCCACAUACACUCCAAGUGUUGACAUGGGUGCAUUUGUCAUAGUGGUUAAUGCUGAGAAGGUUGCUGUGUCUGGGAAGAAGAGGAGCCAAAAACUUUAUAGGAGGCACUCUGGCAGACCAGGUGGGAUGACAGUGGAGACUUUUGAUCAACUGCAACAGAGAAUUCCUGAAAGAAUCAUUGAGCAUGCUGUCCGUGGCAUGCUUCCCAAAGGAAGGCUUGGUAGACAACUAUUUACCCAUCUUAAAGUGUAUAAAGGUCCUGAACAUCCUCAUGAGGCACAGAAACCUGUUGAAUUGCCCAUUAGAGACAAAAGGAUACAGAAGCAGCGGUGAACUCUAAGCGAUUCUACUGAGGAGCGGUUCUCAUUUUUGACUGUUGAUACUCCUUUAAGUUGUCUGUUUAACAAGUGUUACCUCAUAUUUGAACUCCAAUAUUGUAGCUGGUCUCCUGCUAUUCUUCUGUAUGCUUUUUGUAGAGGUUUUCAUUACAAAUUUAUUUGCCUCCACCUUUUCUAAGCCAUUUAUGUUGUUUAGGGGUUUCAGUUCUAAUGAAUGUUUCUUCAAUGGUUCUUGUCA